AUGCAUCACCACCUCGCGCCGGAAGACAUCGUACCCAUGCCUUCGUCGAUCCACAAUGCUUCGCGCCCUCCCUCGUUCAAGGACGCGGAGAAACCUACAAUCGAGGAAGUGGAAGUGGCGGAACCCACGACGCGCGACUGGAACGACCGCGACACUGCGCUCGACGUGGACGCGCAUCCCGGGUUCUGGGGCAAGGUCUUCAAGCAGAACCCGUCCAAGCAGUUCAUGGACGAUGUCGUCGAGAUGAACAAGACGGAGCUCAAUGCGAAGGACGUCAAGCGGAUUGAGCGCAGGAUUGAUUUGCUCAUCAUGCCAUGCCUGGCCAUCUGCUAUGCGUUCUACUACAUUGACAAGACGACCCUCUCUUAUGCCGCUAUAUUUGGUAUCAAGGAAGACCUCAAGCUCAACGGCGAGGAAUACAGCUGGCUUUCCAGUUUGUUCUACUUUGGAUGGCUGGCGUGGGCGCUCCCAACGAACUUGCUGAUGCAGAAGUUCCCCAUCAACAAGUACCUGGCGUUCAACAUCUUCCUAUGGGGUGUUUUCCUGAUGGCGCAAGCGGCGAGCCGGAACUUCCUCGACAUGGCGGUCCUGCGGACGAUCUCUGGUGCUGCUGAGGCGACCGCUGAUCCGGCCUUUGUCAUGAUCACAGGGAUGUGGUACACUCGCGCACAGCAGCCGAGGCGCAUUGGCUACUGGUACAGCGCCAAUGGUAUCGGUAUCGCCAUCGGUGGCCUUCUCGGCUAUGGCAUCGGCCAGAUCAACGGCGGCCAGCACUCCUGGAAGUACGAGUUCAUCAUCAUCGGCGCUCUCUGCACUCUCUGGGCAAUCAUCAUGUUCUUCUUCGUCCCCGACUCACCGCACCUCACGAAGUGGUUCACCCGCGAGGAGCGCCUCACGAUUCUCAGCCGCAAGCGGCACGACCACGCGGGGAAGGAGCGCCGCCAGUGGGACGCAAGCCAGGUGCUGGAGGCGUUCAUCGACCCGAAGACGUACUUGUUCUUCUUGUUCGGGUUGACGGCGAAUAUCCCCAAUGGCGGCACGUCGAACUUUGGCACGCUCAUUGUCAAGGGCUUUGGGUUCAACACACUCAAUACGACGCUGAUGCAAAUUCCUUACGGUGUUAUCAUCGUCCUUUUCAUCCUCUUCGCUAUCUUCGGGAACGAGCGCCUUCCCGAGGGCUCGCGUACAUGGAUGAUGGUGUUCACUAACGUCCCUACUGUCAUCGGCUUCGCCUUGAUCGCCUUCACCAAGAACAAGGGGUUGCGGCUCUUUGGAUACUGGAUCACGGGCGCCUCGAACGCCACCUUCGUCGUCGGCCUUUCACUCGUUUCAGGUAACGUCGGCGGAACGACCAAGAAAGCGCUCGCAUCCGCGGCGGUCUUCUUGGGUGUCGCUGCGGGCAACAUCAUUGGGCCCUUCUUGUUCUUCGAUUCGGAGGCGCCUGAGUAUCGCAGCGGUAUUAUCGCUUGCUUGACGUCGCGCGGUGUCGAGAUCAUCAUCAUCCUCAUCCUCCGCUUCAUCUUUUGGCGUGCCAACCGCAGGCGAGACCGUGCUGUCGCGGAAGGCAAGCUGAAGUACGACAAAGAAGCGCUUGACAAGGAGGAUUUGUCCGACUGGAAGAACCCGUCCUUCCGCUACGUCCUGGUGAGCCUUUGCCGUAAACUAGCCGACACAACCCGAGACGCUGACGCUGUCGAUCUAGUAAACCUCUCCUUGUACCUUGGCUGUAACAUUACUUACUGUGUACCAUAUGCCACAAUGUUGUGA
Schizophyllum commune H4-8 is the source of this 1767-nucleotide messenger RNA. RefSeq names its product MFS general substrate transporter. Gene Ontology annotation, biological process: transmembrane transport. The coding region runs from base 1 to 1767 and encodes 588 amino acids. The transcript has 14 exons. Lineage: Eukaryota; Fungi; Basidiomycota; Agaricomycetes; Agaricales; Schizophyllaceae. Gene Ontology annotation, molecular function: transmembrane transporter activity. Gene Ontology annotation, cellular component: membrane. The record is from RefSeq and is a predicted model, not a curated record.